AACCAUCGGCGCUGCGGCUAAAUGAGCUGGAGGAAGACUGGAGGAUUCAAGAUGGCGAAGGAUCUGGAUGAGCUCUUGGAUGAGGUCGAGUCCAAAUUCUGCAGACCCGACCCACUGAGACUGGGCAUGGUCGAGCAGCCGAAAGGCACCCACAGCAGCGACCGGAACCGCGCCGAGGCGAAAGAGAAUCUCAGAUUGGCAGACACAUUUAAAAGAGCAGAUGAUCUUGACAGUCUUAUUAAUGAAAUAUUUGAAGAGCCUGACUUUGACAAAAAAACUUUUAAAUUAAAAUCUAAAUCUUCAGGUAACACAUCUGUCAGAGCUUCCAUUCAAGGCGUUGGUAAAAGUUGCAGUCCAGUGUACCUUGGUGGAAGUACUGCUCCAUGUGGUAUUGGAACAAAUAUCUCUCAGAGAGCAUGUGACCAUCUACGUUGUAUAGCCUGUGAUUUCCGGAUAGUAAGUUACGAUGACUAUAUGUGGGACAAAUCAUGUGAUUAUUUGUUUUUCAGGAACAACAUGCCAGAAUUCCACAAAUUAAAAACAAAGUUGGUAAAGAAGAAAGGAGCACGGGCAUAUGCUUGCCAGUGUAGCUGGAGAACUGUUGAAGAAUUGACUGACCUUCGGAUGGAUCAUCAACUUCGUUGGGUUUGUGGUAAACAUUAAGGAUGGAGAUUUUUCACAUUCAGACAAAUGUAUUCAUGAGAGCAGUUUCCGGUAAUUGUGUUGCUAUUUAGGUAAAGGUACAUAGAAAUAGCAUGCCGUUUGGAAAGAGGCGGUGAAUUUCAUUUAGUAACUCUACAAAUUUUUGAAGACCAGAUGGACUGGAGGAAAUAAUGUACUUCAGCACUUGGGAAUUAUUCCUUUUUGCUAUGUGGACAUUUUACUUACUAAGGUAACAAGUUAACCAAAUUCUUCUUUGCUAGCCUAUGUGCUGUUAAAUGGCAGUUUAAUUAUGGAGUUUCAUACAAUACAUAACCUUUCAUUAGCAACAACAAUAUUAUUGACUGCUAAUACACUUAACAUAAACAUUCCUCAUUUAUAGCCAUUAAAGAGGAUAAAGCCGACCAUUGCAGAGAGCUCAUUGUAGGGGUGUCUCCAUCCCUCCCACAGGCACAUCUGUUGUUGCCAAAAAUCAUAAUUAAACAUGGCUGAAACCAAGUGAUCAGUGGCUAACCAAGGGGUUUUCAGUAGUACAGGUAUAUUGUAAAAACACUGCCUAUAUCUGAUCUUACCUCGCCGACUCAAAAUGAUACCAUGGCACAAUAAUGAUAAAUACAUGAUACUACUUUUAGUUUUUCUUCAUUUAGAUAUGAAAAGUCAAGUAUUUAGUUUGCUAUUUUAGCAAAUAUUCAUUUAUAAAAAAAAAA
Trichechus manatus latirostris (Florida manatee) is the source of this 1367-nucleotide messenger RNA. It is a transcript of the gene CFAP418, whose product is annotated as cilia and flagella associated protein 418. NCBI's taxonomy places the organism in Eukaryota, Metazoa, Chordata, Mammalia, Sirenia, Trichechidae. Bases 22 to 663 code for a protein of 213 amino acids. The record is from RefSeq and is a predicted model, not a curated record. Gene Ontology annotation, cellular component: cytosol. The transcript is spliced from 6 exons.